Messenger RNA from Ipomoea nil (Japanese morning glory), 1888 nucleotides. Its product is annotated as RNA polymerase sigma factor sigE, chloroplastic/mitochondrial-like. The record is from RefSeq and is a predicted model, not a curated record. The transcript has 7 exons. The coding region runs from base 315 to 1856 and encodes 513 amino acids. NCBI's taxonomy places the organism in Eukaryota, Viridiplantae, Streptophyta, Magnoliopsida, Solanales, Convolvulaceae. Gene Ontology annotation, molecular function: DNA-binding transcription factor activity. Gene Ontology annotation, biological process: regulation of DNA-templated transcription; DNA-templated transcription initiation.
GUCCUCCACGUCAUCUGAGCUCUUUUUCUGGCCUCGACGUGGGCUGUUACACGCCGUUGAUCAAGCUCGACGUACCUCUGACCGUUGAUUUUCCAAGAAAAAAAUGCUUGUGGCCACCGAAAUUUAGAGGCCAUAUAUAUUUAUUAUAUUUUCUCGGACACCUCUUUUACAUGUGAGAAUCUCUGGAAGUUAACUUCACCGGAAUCUUGAAUCUCCGUCGCUGGAAUCACAUUGAAUUGUCGUUCCUCGAUAUAUUUCUUCAGGACUAGGGUUGAAGAGAGCCCUUUGUUCAUUGCAUAUUUUUCUUACUACCUAUGGGAGUUGUGACUGUUUCCAGCUCUGCUGCGCGUAGUCUCAGAGGAUUCAACAACAGAUUUUCUGCUCGUUUAUGCCCGCUUAAAGGACCAUUCAUAUUAUCAUUCAAAACCGAUAAGACCAAAAAUGCAGCCUUAGUUUCUCCAAAAGAAUCUGAAUCUUUACUUAUACAGUAUUCAAAAGACGAUGAAAAGAGGCUUGGACAAGCCUCGUCGAAGCUUUCUGCAGGUAGAGUGUGUGGCGUUAUCUCCACCGAUGAAGCCUCCCCGAGCACCAUAGAAUUGGAUUACAAUGAAGCUGCUGCGAAACUGGAGAAACUGUACAAGUCUAGUCCAGAAACUGGAGAUCGUACUGUGAAGAGAGGCCGAGGAAGGAGAAAGAGGAUUGGAGAAGGCAAUGAAGAAGCGGAGAAAGAAAACAUUAUAAGGAACCCGAAGAAGAAGGCUAAGCGAUUGAGUCUUGAUAAGAGGAUUACGCUGAGAAGGAAAAAGGAAGGCGAAUUGUUGGUUGCUUCGAUAUCCCAGAAACAACAGCACAGGGAGGCAACUACUAAUGAUGAAAAGAUCGAUAUGCUUGUUAGAGAAUACUCUAUCGGUACAAAUUUAGUGACCUUAGACUGGAAGAAGAUGAAAAUUCCACCAGUCCUUUCAUCAUCUGAGCAUUCCUGGCUCUUUAAACUAAUGCAGCCUAUGAAGGCAAUCUUUCAAGUUAAGGAAAAUCUGCAAAACGAUCUUGGACGAGAACCAACUGAUGUCGAAAUAGCUGAAGCAACAAAUAUAGAUGUCGUUCAGCUAAGGAAAACAUUAGAAGUCGGGCAAGCUGCAAGAAACAAAUUGAUCAAGCACAAUCUGCGCCUUGUUAUGUUUGUCGUCAACAAAUAUUUUCAAGACUUUGCUAGUAGUCCGAGGUUCCAAGACCUGUGCCAAGCAGGCGUGAAGGGCCUUAUAACAGCCAUUGAUCGAUUUGAACCCAAAAGGAAGUUCCGCCUCUCAACAUAUGGCCUGUUUUGGAUCAGACACGCAAUUAUACGCUCCAUCACUCUCUCCAGCUUCACUAAGGUCUCCUUUGGACUUGAAUCGGUGAGAGCGGAAAUUCAGAAGGCGAAAAUGGAGCUGCUGGUGAAGCUACAAAGGAUGCCAACAGAGAAUGAGGUGACAGAAAGAGUUGGAAUCUCCCGGGAGAGAUAUCACGAAGUUAUGAAAGUUUCGAAGCCCGUCUUAUCCCUCAAUGCAAAGCACAAGACAACGCAGGAAGAGCUCAUCGACGGCAUCACUGAUGUGGAUGAUGUUGAAGGCGAUAAGCGCAAGCAUCCCGCUCUUCUCAGACUCGCCCUCGAUGAUGUGCUUGAUUCUCUGAAGCCGAAAGAAAGUCUGGUGAUGAGACAAAGAUACGGUCUUGAUGGAAAGGGCGACAGAACGCUGGGAGAAAUUGCAGGAAAUUUAAACAUUUCGAGAGAGAUGGUUAGGAAGCAUGAAGUGAAGGCUCUGAUGAAGCUUAAGCAUCCUGCUCGAGUGGAUUACCUUCGCAGAUACAUUUUCUAAAUGUCUCAACAAAUUAUAUAUAUCAUUAAACU